AUAUACGAGUUCUAAUAGGUCUUAUAUCCUUAAUCCUGCUUAGAAAGAUGAUAAACACUUCUAAAAAAGAAAAUUAAAGUGCAUUUAUGUAUUGUAUACAUGAGAAAAAACUUCAGUUAUAAAAAUAUACACUUUAUGGUGAUUAUACUUGGAUUAAUGAAACAUAAAAAUCAUUAUUUAGCUGUCUUCCAGUAUGCACUGUACAAAAAAAUACAGGGUCUAUCAAUAAACUAUGAUGUACCAUAAUAAUAAAGAUGAAAGAUGGUUGUGUCCGAAAUGUGGCCGAAAUUACAAACGAAAAGCCCAUUUAAGUUUUCAUUUGGCCAAAGAAUGUGGUGUUGGUCCUCAAUAUAAUUGUUCGAAAUGUUUUAAAUUUUUUAAGCGUAGUAGUCAUUUGAAAAGUCACCAGUUAUCAUGUGGUGAUGUCUCACCAAAAUUUCAAUGUGAUAUUUGUAAAAAAAAAUUCACACGCAAGGACAACAUGAAAACUCAUAAAAACACUAUACAUAGACUUUCUGAUCCUAGCAUACCAAGUGAAGUUUAUGCAUUUUAUAGUGAAUGGCAAAUUGGAGAUUCAGAUUAACAUCUAAUUAUAUUUAUAAAAUGUUAACUAAAAGAUAAAUAGUUUUUUUAUUUACCUAAUUAUGUAUGUUUAAAUAUUAAUAAUAUGUUUUUUUAUAUUAAUAUUCAGGUAUACUUAUAGAAUGUGAUUCAAAAUUGUAGAUAGUACAAUCAAUUAAAA
Molecule: messenger RNA, 742 nt
Organism: Melanaphis sacchari
Lineage: Eukaryota; Metazoa; Arthropoda; Insecta; Hemiptera; Aphididae
Product: zinc finger protein 25-like
Exons: 2
Coding region: 233-583 (116 amino acids)
Biological process (GO): regulation of transcription by RNA polymerase II
Molecular function (GO): RNA polymerase II cis-regulatory region sequence-specific DNA binding; DNA-binding transcription factor activity
Source: RefSeq, a predicted model, not a curated record